AUGACGUCGAGUAAGUUGUCGGUCUCUCGCGCCUCCAUUAAGUCUUCUUUUGGCCACUUCUCCUUCUCUUCCUCUCAAACCAACCUCGCCGACCCCGUCUUGCCCAAAUCCCGCCGCAAUCACAGCGUGUCCGAGCCCCUACACGAGCAGCAGCAGCCUGCACUAGCAGACGCCGGUCACCUUGACGCCAGCAGUUACACGCACUCCCGCCCACUGCCUCCCGCAUCCCCGAAACGAUCACAGACCGACACCUCGGUCAACCUCCCCGUGACUGCUGCGAAGAUCAACAGCGGAAACCUGACCUUGACCGUCGAAGAGAAGGAGAAGCCCGCCGAGCCAGUGCUCGCUCCCACCCGGCCCCCCAACAACAGAAAAUCCCGGUCUUGGGGCAACCGCCUGUCUUCUCUGUUCCCCUCGCUCAUCCUCCAACCAACAGAUCAACCCCAAACCCAAACGCCGGCUGCCCAGCCGCAGCAGCAGCUACCGAUUCACCGCAAACCGUUGCCCGACGACUCUCCCGCCUCGUCUCCCUCCGACAGCGCACCCUCCUACCACACGACUGAUAAUCCCACCGUCCGCCCUGUGACGAGCUCGGGUCUUGGUCUUGGCAUCGCUACUCCGACAUUUGAACCCCUCGACACCCCACCACCUCCUCCCUCUGAUGCACCGCCUCCAGUUCCUGGAAAACCCGCUCACUCACCCACGUACCCUCCGACAAUAUCGUCUUCCUCUACUGAUCGCCCUCUGAUCUCUCCUCCCAUACCCCCUUCAUCCACCACUCCAAACAUGAUGGCCGCUCCUCUACCGCCCUCCGAGGCGCCGCCUCCCGUGCCGGCGAAGCUUCGAAAGGAGAAGAACCUGCCGGCACCCCUGCCGGUCCCGCAAACAAACGAUAUUUCGCCCCGCGUCGUCUCUCAGCCCGAGACGACGUCACCUGCGAAGUUGAGAAAGGAAAGUGCCGAGCCUAGAAAGCGUAGCAGCUCCUUCCUCGAGAACCGCAAAUCGGCGUUCCCCUUGUUGGGCGUCCGCGCGCCUUCACCGGGUCCGGAUGCACGAGGCAGGAGCACUUCGGCAAACCCGCCCGGAGCCAGGACCAACACGGGAAGCUCGCAGCAUACGCUACAGACACCUGGGUCUAGCGAGAGCCAGAGCCCGACCCGUGACGAGAGACGUGGACGGCUGCGCAGGAGCUGGCUGCCCGGCGGGGGAAGAUCACGAUCGAAUUCGCAAGAUGUCACCGCGGCGGGCAAGAAUUCCCAGGCAUGGGUAUUGUCGCCGGACACCCCUGGCGAAUACAACACGUCGUUUUUGCUCAAUGCGGAAAAGGUCCCGGAAUUGUGGAACGAAAACGGCAACGUUUGCGUCUACCUCCAACCCAGAAGCAGCAACGCCGGACCGUCCUUCAAGGUUCCUAGCUUCUCCAUCAACAACUCGGUCAUCUUCAACGAGCUCAUCCAGGCCGAAAUGGCCUCGCCGACCAGCAGGAGCAGGGCGAGGAGUUUCGGUGGCCGAGAUAGCCUUUCGGUGGAUGACGCGCGGGCCGGCGGCUCCCCUCCUUUGGAAGGUCAGGAGAGCACCGGCGAUCUCAAGCUGUAUCUGCCGGCGACGCCCCCACAAUACACGCAACCAGGGAAUGGCCAGAUCGGUGGGCCGGGACCCCAGCUCCAUGCCGACGUCGACCGAUUGAUUUCCAUCCGCAACCUUUUUGCGUUUUUGACCGGCCAGCCGCUGGUGGCCACCAAGGCGCACCCCACCACUUUCGCUGCGUUUUUGCAGAUUGCAAAGUUGCUCAAGGAGUAUGGCUUCGCCAGUGCAGACGGCGCUUCUUUCGGCGAGGCGGUCGACCUCAGCUUCGGCUUCUUCAUGGAGCAACUGUCGCUUGCCGACGUCCGCCACAGCCGCGAGAAGACGCUCGAGUCUUUGAUUCUGGGCGAGGCGAUGAGGUCGAUGGAACUCUACAACGAGGCUUUCGCGCACGCCGUUGGCAAGUACACUGCGAUUCUCGACCUGCGCUCGCCCCUGUUUGAGCAAAUAUCCCUCUACACCCGGCAACGCCUCGAGCGCGCGCAUCUGGACCUCGUGAACCGACAGCACAAUGUCAAUAUCAGGCUGGAGCAGUUCGAAUUCCCUUCGAUAUUUGCUGGUAUUGCGAGCUCCACCUCAAACCCCGAGCUCAAGGCUAUCCGCUUCAAGGUCUGGCAAAAGUCCUUCAACAAGAUGAAGCAGUUCGUUCUGGGAUACUACAAGACCACCUUUGGCGCGUGGCCUCCGAAGGCCAGCAGCAAGAAGAAUCCAUUCUCCGAGAGCGGCCUCAACCGCUUGGUGCUGAAGGCCCUCUACUCCGACAUGUGCGGGCUGUAUGACCUCAUCGUGGACCGUGAAAACAUCACCACCAGAGUUAUGGAUGGAAAUGCCAACGAGGAGUCGGGCAAAACGACUGAUUCACCAAUGAUUGUCAACCUGCGCAAGAUGCUUACCGAGUUCGACAACUCGACUCCUCCCGUUCUGCCGCCCAUCCCCUUCGACGUUCCGAAGCUGCCAACGAUGACGACCAUUCUCGCAACCUACGACUCCAUGUCCCAGAAGGAACAGGCCAAGUUCGACCGCAAGGUCAAGGAGCACGAGCUGACGCUUGUCAUCCAAAAGGCGUACAACUGGGAUGCUAACAGCGUCAACAUCCCGUUCCUUGUGGAGUUCAAGGACUUUGAGCAGCACGAGGCAAAGGGCAAGAGCGCUGCCGACCUCGCAGACCAGCGCAUCGGCUACUGGCUCUUCCUCUACGUUGUCAUUCAAUCGCUGCCCAUGCUUGUUGUCGACGCGCCAAACCUCAAGUUCAGCGAGGCCGUCGAGUACUUCCUUUGCGAGCCGCCGAUGGGCAAUCUGCCGUGGCUCGAGGACGCGCGCCAGGUCCGCAAGAUGUGGUACGAAGUCUCGGGCGGCAACGGCUACGUCGAACUCUCGGCCGACAGCGUUCUGUUCAGCGUGGAGGCCGUCUACCACCGGAGCCACUGCUGGCUGGCCGCCAAAGAAUGGGAAGGCCUGAAUGGCGCAGAGGCUCCACCCCCACAAGAGUUUGGCAUGUCUCCCUUGGAACCGCCCCGGCCGGUGUUCCCUGGUCCGGAUGGCAUAGUCAGCAGCCCCGCGUCCGGCACACCGCCCACGCCUGGGUCCCCGCAGUCUCAUCUCCGGCCGCGUAAUGCCUCGCCCGGAGGGCGCCAUCUCGGCAGCCGCAGCGCGCACCGCUCCAGUAUGAUCUUCGGCCUUGAGCCCGUGCCAUUCGACGAGGGCCUGCCGGGCGACCGCACCUCGCGCGUCGCCGGUAGCGCGAGAAGCAGUUCUGCGGGAUCCCGCCCUGUGAGCAUGGUCAUGCCGAGCACGCCUUCCGCCACGAACCUUCGCAACCUGUCCGUUGACCAUACCUAUACCCAGGAAGCCCCCGCGACGUCGACCAUGACGUUUGACGACAUCCUCGGGGGCGGCGAGGAGAAAAAGACGAUCAAAAAGAAGAAGGGCAAGUUCUUCUAA
Colletotrichum spaethianum is the source of this 3525-nucleotide messenger RNA. RefSeq lists its product as uncharacterized. Bases 1 to 3525 code for a protein of 1174 amino acids. The record is from RefSeq and is a predicted model, not a curated record. NCBI's taxonomy places the organism in Eukaryota, Fungi, Ascomycota, Sordariomycetes, Glomerellales, Glomerellaceae. The transcript has 2 exons.